UUGAGAAGAGCUGCAGGAAUUGGAGUUUUCUUCCUAUUUUUGAGAUUAUUUAAUUGAGGACUAAUAUGGAACAGCCAUUCGCAAACUUCUGCCAGCAGCCAGCCACCAAAAACGUUGAACUCCUCCACUGAUUGGGUAUCAGCACGCUUUUCUUCAGAUUUCUCUCGUGAACACGAACUACUCCGACUACGGCUUCCUGCCUGAGAAUCAGAACCGCUUGAGGCUCUCCUCCUUCUUAUUCGGAUAACCUGA
Haemonchus placei is the source of this 252-nucleotide messenger RNA. Lineage: Eukaryota; Metazoa; Nematoda; Chromadorea; Rhabditida; Trichostrongylidae. The record is from the annotation of a GenBank genome assembly.